Molecule: messenger RNA, 648 nt
Organism: Paramuricea clavata
Lineage: Eukaryota; Metazoa; Cnidaria; Anthozoa; Malacalcyonacea; Plexauridae
Source: the annotation of a GenBank genome assembly
AUGUCUGGGAAGUCAUUUUCUGAAUCAGAAUUUAACGCUGAUUCGAAUGGUGGUAGUAUUGUCGCUAGCCGUUGCUUUCGUCCGGAGCUAUGGUUGGGUGAAAAUUUGGCGAGAAGGGUGAAAUCCAAAAAAAUGUCGAGAAAGUCAUUUCCCGAAUCAGAAUUUGACGCUGAUUCGAAUGGUGGAAGUCUUGUCGCCAGCCGUUGCUUUGGUCCGGAGCCACGGUUGGGUAAAAAUUUGGCGAGAAGGGUGAAAUCCCAAAAAAUGUCGAGAAAGUCAUUUUCUGAAUCAGAAUUUGACGGUGAUUCGAAUGGUGGUAGUUAUGUCGCCAGCGGUUGCUUUGGUCCGGAGCUAUGGUUGGGUGAAAAUUUGGCGAGAAGGGUGAAAUCCCAAAAAAUUUCUGGGAAGUCAUUUUCUGAAUCAGAAUUUAACGCUGAUUCGAAUGGUGGUAGUCUUGUCGCUAGCCGUUGCUUUGGUCCGGAGCUAUGGUUGGGUGAAAAAUUGGCGAGAAGGGUGAAAUCCCAAAAAAUCUCUGGGAAGUCAUUUUCUGAAUCAGAAUUUGACGCUGAUUCGAAUGGUGGUAGUCUUGUCGCAGCCGUUGCUUUGGUCCGGAGCUAUGGUUGGGUGAAAAUUUGGCGAGAAGUGUGA